Tetranychus urticae (two-spotted spider mite) is the source of this 1648-nucleotide messenger RNA. RefSeq names its product Cyclin-dependent kinase 4 (gene Cdk4). Gene Ontology annotation, molecular function: cyclin binding; ATP binding; cyclin-dependent protein serine/threonine kinase activity. Lineage: Eukaryota; Metazoa; Arthropoda; Arachnida; Trombidiformes; Tetranychidae. Gene Ontology annotation, biological process: G1/S transition of mitotic cell cycle; regulation of G2/M transition of mitotic cell cycle; signal transduction. The record is from RefSeq and is a predicted model, not a curated record. Gene Ontology annotation, cellular component: cytoplasm; nucleus; cyclin-dependent protein kinase holoenzyme complex.
ACUGCUAUUAGAGUAAAAUAAACUGUGGAUUUUUAUUCUGAGCUGAUUAAUUUUCCUCUUCAGUUCUCAUCAUUUAAUUUAUUUGUCAAUGUAGUUUGUGUUGGUUAACGUCACGAAUAGUUCCAUAGUUUAACAUCUUUGAAAAAUCUUAUUGUUUUUAUUUACAUUCAAGAGAAGAGUGUAAAAGAAAAAUAUGUCUUUUGGUUUAACUUCCUCUUCGACAGCCAACAACUAUGAAGAGAUCGGAGUCAUUGGUUCUGGUGCUUAUGGUACUGUUUAUAAGGCUCGUGAUUUAGUUAACGAAGGACAAUCUGUGGCUAUCAAAAAGGUUAAUGUGGCCCUUUAUGAUGAUGGUGUACCAGCAACUCUUAUCAGAGAAAUUGCUCUCCUCAGGCAACUAGAAAUGUAUGAGCACCCAAAUGUUGUAAGGUUGCUUGAUAUUUGUUACGCAAAACGAUUAGAAAAAGAAAAACAAUUAAUUUUAUACCUCGUCUUUGAAUAUAUUGAACAAGAUUUAUUCGAAUACUUAGACAAAUGUCCAGCUCCUGGCUUGGGACCUGAUAGAAUAAAGGACAUUAUGUACCAGAUACUGAAUGGUGUUGAUUUUUUACAUUCCAAUAGAAUAGUUCACAGAGACUUGAAGCCUCAAAACAUUCUUAUUACAAAUAGUGGGAGAGUAAAACUGGCUGAUUUUGGCUUAGCUCGAAUCUACGAGGAUUCACGUGUUUUGACAUCAGUUGUUGUCACACUUUGGUAUCGAUCACCAGAAGUUUUACUGGGAGCCAGCUAUGCUAGUUGGGUCGAUAUUUGGAGUUGUGGCUGUAUUUUUGCAGAGUUACACCGUCGUAAGCCAUUUCUUCGUGGUGCAUCUGAGGCCGAUCAACUAAGUAAAAUCUUUUCAGUAAUUGGUAGUCCAUCAGAAUCAGAAUGGCCAGAAGAAUCAUAUUUUUCAUGUAAUGCAUAUGCUGGAUUCAAACCUGCCAAUUUGAAUGUGUUAAUACCCGAAAUGGCAUCUGAUGCUUGCGAACUUCUCAAGGCUAUGUUAAGGUUUAACCCUCGAUUGAGAAUAACAGCCAAGGAGGCCCUUAAUCAUGUGUAUUUCGACGAAUAUGUGCUUCAUCCACCCAUUUAUGAAUACGAAUGUAGUAAUGAGUUAAAUCAAAGUACAUCAAGGAAUGGAACCAAAAAGCAAGCAAAGUAGGAAGCAGACAUCAUUGGAAUAUCAUAAUGAAUUCAUUAUUUAAUCUUGAAGAACGCACACCCUGCUUAAGUUUUUUUCAUUUUAUUCCUCCAAUCUCAUUUGUCACGUCUUCCAUUUCACUAUCUCUACCUCUUCCUUGCUUACUUGCUUCCUUUCUUUGAUCAAUUUGAGCCAAAACAUGCACAAAACUCACAAGACUCAUCAACAGACUUAUUGAUUGUCCGGGAUGAUGCACUGUAAACUAUUAUUUAUACACACUACAAAGUGAAUCAUUUACUCAUUGAUAAAAUGAUAUAAUUUGCCAUUUUCUGAAAAAUGACCAAUCUAUACUUUAAGCCAAACGUCAAUCUGUUAUAAAAAUGUCUUUUUCUUGUUAAAUCAAAUAAUACUUUUUCUCACUGAUUUCAAUUUCUAAUGAAUGAAAUAAUAAAUUAAUUUUGUCUGUAA